Molecule: messenger RNA, 759 nt
Organism: Rubroshorea leprosula
Lineage: Eukaryota; Viridiplantae; Streptophyta; Magnoliopsida; Malvales; Dipterocarpaceae
Source: the annotation of a GenBank genome assembly
GCUCGUUGCCCUCUUUAUAUCUCCUGCUUCUUUGCUCUCCCUCUAUUCUCUCCCAUCAACGGUGAAGAAAAAGGACGGCUCUUUCCGUGGCGAUGGAGGAUGUUGGAAUGCCCAUUGGAGACAAACUCAUACUCAGGGGUUUGAAAUUCCAUGGCUUUCAUGGUGUGAAGGCUGAAGAAAGGAAACUGGGUCAGAAGUUCUUGAUAGAUGUAGAUGCCUGGAUGGAUCUCAGGCUGGCUGGUAAAUCUGACUGCUUGUCAGAUACUAUUAGCUACACCGAAAUUUACCGCAUUGUGAAGGAGGUUGUGGAAGGACCACCGCAAAAUCUUCUAGAGUCUGUGGCUCAACUGAUUGCAUCAACAACGUUAACCAACUAUCCCCAGAUAAGUGCUGUUCGUGUGAAAGUUGGUAAGCCUCAUGUUGCUGUUCAAGGUCCUCUUGACUACCUUGGUGUUGAGAUUCUCAGACACAGAAGUCAUGACGCUCCAAAGUAAUCGUUCCAUACAUCACAUGCGUGCGCAUUGGCACCCACAAUGUUGUAUUUGUUACGUACUUCCCCCUUCAUCAUGGUGCGGUAUAUGUUAUUUACACUGACUGGUGUUGGAAAUCUACUAAACUCUUUCAAGAAAUUUUACUACUUGGCUCUUGAAGACACAUCUCUACAUCACUUUUGCUUCCCUACCUACUUAGAUUCCGUAUUACCUGUGCCCUCUUGCCUAUGUAAGAAUGCAAUUUAACACCCUGCAUGAACUUCGCAAC